Tachyglossus aculeatus (Australian echidna) is the source of this 1335-nucleotide messenger RNA. It is a transcript of the gene ACKR2, whose product is annotated as atypical chemokine receptor 2. Lineage: Eukaryota; Metazoa; Chordata; Mammalia; Monotremata; Tachyglossidae. Bases 1 to 1335 code for a protein of 444 amino acids. Gene Ontology annotation, cellular component: membrane. Gene Ontology annotation, biological process: immune response; chemotaxis; G protein-coupled receptor signaling pathway. The record is from RefSeq and is a predicted model, not a curated record. Gene Ontology annotation, molecular function: chemokine receptor activity. The transcript has 5 exons.
AUGCCCACAGCCGAAGCCAACCCUGUGGUCUCCCGCUUCCGCAACCCUGAAGCUCGUAACAGAUGGUUUCCUUCAGUGCCGCAGGCGAGGCAGGUGGCCGACAUCCCAGGACCGACCGAGGCUGAGGUGUCCCAGCCCCCCAGCCCAGCCAGACCCCUGAGCCUGGGGAAGAGACCCGAGACUCAGAGCUCCCUCAGCCCCAGGCCCCGGCUUCCUCUGGGGCCCUUCGACAGCAGCGGUGGCACACCCAGUGAUUCUCCAGGGUCAGGAAUGUUCACUCCGACAUCACUGCCCGCCCCGUCCCCCACGAUCGGCCCUGAGAACACCAGCCUCUACGACUACUUCUACACCUCGGAUGAGCUCAUGUCGUUCCUGCCCUGCCGGAAGGAUGCGGUGCGGGCCUUCGGCGGGGUCUUCAUGCCCACGCUCUUCUCCCUGGUGUCCGUGUCUGGGGCGGUUGGGAACCUCCUGCUGCUGGGGGCCCUGGUCAGAACCCCCCACCAAAGGGGCAGCGCCGAGGUGUACCUGCUCCAUCUGGCUGCAUGCAACCUCCUCUUGGCCCUGACCCUCCCGUUCUGGGCCGUCCAGGCGGCCCUCAGCUGGACGUUUGGCGGCGCCCUGUGUUGCGUCGUUAGCGCCGCUUAUACGGCCUCCUUCUAUGGCGGCGUCUUCUUUGUCGUCUGCCUGAGCCUGGAUGCCUUCCUGGCGGUGGCCCGCGGCGGCCGGCAGUCCCGGCCCAGGAGCUUCUUCCUCUGCAGCGUGGUGUGGGGGGUGGCGGCCGGCCUGGCAUUUCCAGACCUGGCCUUUGCCCGCGUGCGGGAGGACCCAGGAGGCCGACGCAAUUGUGAGCACGAUUACGGCCUCGGCGGGGUCUCCUGGAGGUUGGGCCUCAAGGUGCUGCAGAACGUCCUGGGCUUCCUCUUCCCACUCCUGUGCCUACUGGCAUUCUACGGCCGCUUGGGCCGGGCUCUGGCCACGCUGAGGGCCCCGGGGCGUCGGCGGGCCGUGGGGACGGUGGUCGCGCCGGUGGCCGCAUUCUUCGUGCUCUGGUGUCCCUACAACCUGGCCCUGUUCCUGCACUCCCUGCAGGACCUGCAGGUGAUCACGGACUGUGCGUCCAGCCGGAGCCUGGACUAUGCCCUGCAGGUGACUGAGAGCCUGGCUUUCACCCACUGCAGCCUCACGCCCGUCCUGUACACCCUCCUGAGCCGCCGCCUCCGGGCCCACCUGGGAGGGAUGUGUCGGUCCAUCUGUCCGAGGGCCUGGAACCCCCCCAGCCCCUCGCGAUCUGCCGGGUCCGCCGGUGGGGAGACCACCCUGGAGGACCUGGUCUAG